CCGUUCUUGAACAUAAACAUCGUCUCCGCCCAAAGUUGCCCAUUGCUCCUGUCCUUUUACCUCUUGUUUACUUCCUUCGCCAACAACCUUCUAUUUCGGGCUGGGUCACCCUCGACUAACAUACAGCAUCAGUCAUCGCUCCAUCUAUCACGACUCACAACAUUCCUUUCACGGUGUUUUCACCAGGCUUGACCCAAAGCACUACCCCCUUGUAAAUAUUACACCGAUCAACAAUUAGAUAGCCAAGAUGCCUCCACAGGCUCGGGCCACCCGUACGCGCCUCGCCGGCAACGAGAACGACGAGAACAGCAGCACGACGCGUCUUACAAGAGCCCAAGCUGCCGCUCUCAAGGUUGAUGAGCUAUCAAUGCCUGCUAAGGCUGCCCUGCAAACAAAGAAGUCCACAGUCAACGGUACCGCCGCCAGUAACACGCGGAAACGCGCUGCAUUGGGCGAUGUCAGUAAUGUAGGAAAGGUCGAUGGUGUUGCUGGAAAGAAGGCCAAAGGAUUGGUCUCCAAGGCUGCUCAGCCCACCGGUAUUGAGAAGAAGACCGCGCGUCCUACCACAAGAACUGCUCUCGGCUCGAAGCCUACCAACUCCAAGACUCAGUCCGGUUCCGGUACCAUAAACAAGCGAAAGGUUGUAACAGAUACCGCCAACACCAAGAUAAAAGCUCCCGUCAACGAAAAUGAGCAUCCUUCCAAAAAGCAGCAUCUUAUUCCUGAGGAGCGUGAACGAUCAGAGACACCAGUCGAGGUUGAAGUCGAGAAGCCUGAGGUCUCUCUGGACAAGGCUGAGGUACAAGAUGCACCUUUCGAGUACCCUCCUGGCGUCAAGGACUUGGACAGCGAGGAUCUAGAAGAUCCUCUUAUGGUUGCCGAGUAUGCCAAUGAGAUCUUUGAGUACUUGCGCGAUCUUGAAUGCAAGUCGAUUCCCAAUCCUCAAUAUAUGUCUCAUCAGGACGAGCUCGAAUGGAAGACGCGUGGUAUCUUGGUCGACUGGCUCGUUGAGGUCCAUACCCGUUUCCAUCUACUCCCCGAAACCCUCUUCCUCGCCGUCAAUCUCAUUGAUCGCUUCCUAUCCGAAAAGGUUGUCCAGCUUGACCGUCUCCAACUUGUGGGAAUCACUGCCAUGUUUAUCGCUUCUAAGUACGAAGAGGUCCUCUCUCCUCACGUCGAGAACUUCAAGCGCAUUGCCGACGAUGGCUUUACUGAGGCCGAGAUUCUGAGUGCUGAGCGAUUUAUUCUGAGCACACUCAACUAUGAUCUCAGCUACCCCAACCCUAUGAACUUCCUCCGCCGUGUCUCCAAGGCAGACAAUUACGAUAUCCAGUCUCGAACCAUUGGAAAGUACCUGAUGGAGAUUGGCCUGCUGGAUCAUCGAUUCAUGGCCUACCGACCUAGUCAUAUUGCCGCCGGUGCCAUGUAUUUAGCGCGACUGAUGCUUGACCGUGGCGAAUGGGAUGAGACUCUUUCUUACUACGCUGGUUACACUGAGGACGAGAUCGAGCCUGUCGUUCACCUCAUGGUUGAUUACCUCGCUCGCCCUGUCACUCAUGAAGCAUUUUUCAAGAAGUAUGCUAGCAAGAAGUUCUUGAAGGCUUCGAUCCUUGCCCGCCAAUGGGCGAAGAAGAAUGCUGUUCUAUUUGGCAUCACCGACGUUCAUCUGAGCCUUGAUGAGCUAUCAUAGGCACUUUCAAGCCACCACUUUUUAUGGCACAUCUUAUUCGAUAUUCUGAAGAACAGGAUACUCGGCUAGCGGUUGGAUUCAGCUACACCGCCGCC
This is a messenger RNA of Fusarium oxysporum Fo47, 1785 nucleotides long. Its product is annotated as B-type cyclin CLB2. The record is from RefSeq and is a predicted model, not a curated record. Bases 248 to 1690 code for a protein of 480 amino acids. Gene Ontology annotation, cellular component: cyclin-dependent protein kinase holoenzyme complex; centrosome; nucleus. Lineage: Eukaryota; Fungi; Ascomycota; Sordariomycetes; Hypocreales; Nectriaceae. The transcript is spliced from 5 exons. Gene Ontology annotation, biological process: regulation of cyclin-dependent protein serine/threonine kinase activity; G2/M transition of mitotic cell cycle. Gene Ontology annotation, molecular function: cyclin-dependent protein serine/threonine kinase regulator activity.